CCGAUGCAUGAUUGGUGUGAUCCUCAAUGGUGUAAGUAUCUUCAAGCAAAAUUAAAUGGUCAACAGUUUAAUCAUAACUCAAAACCAGCUAUUCCAAGAGCAUGCUUGGACUUGAUAAAGCCCGUAUUUCACGAGUUGUGUUCUAAAACUAGUUUAGCACGUGUGGUAUGUGGUGGAUCACAAAAUGCCAAUGAGGCUUUUCACUCAUUAUUGUGGACUAUGGUUCCUAAGCACCGCUUCUGUUCAUCAACUAUUCUUCGUACGGCAUUAGGUUUAUCAACAAUAAUUUAUAACGAUGGCUAUGACUCAUUAGGCAAAUUAUUUACAAACUUCUUCUCAUCCAUAGGAUAUUAUUCUGCUGAAUGUUUCGGUCGACUCCAUACAAUGAGAAAAUCCUUUACUUCAAAAAUUAAAAAAAGACGUAAAAAAGAACAACAACAACAAUAACAACAACUACUGCUGCUACUAAUACCUCUUCAAGCGAAAGUGAUGAUGAAAUGUCAUUUAUUCCAAAUGAUAAAAAUUUUACUGAUCUUACUCAAGAUUUAAUCGCAUUGGAACUAUCGGAAGAGGAUGCAGAUAUGGACUAUGAACCGGGAGGGGAUGAUUAG
Messenger RNA from Rotaria sordida, 611 nucleotides. Lineage: Eukaryota; Metazoa; Rotifera; Eurotatoria; Philodinida; Philodinidae. The record is from the annotation of a GenBank genome assembly.